This is a messenger RNA of Erigeron canadensis, 2090 nucleotides long. RefSeq names its product ankyrin repeat-containing protein NPR4-like. Lineage: Eukaryota; Viridiplantae; Streptophyta; Magnoliopsida; Asterales; Asteraceae. The record is from RefSeq and is a predicted model, not a curated record. The transcript has 6 exons. Gene Ontology annotation, molecular function: protein binding. Bases 41 to 1858 code for a protein of 605 amino acids.
UAGCACACAUAUAUUUGUACAAAUUAAUAACUUAUCCAAAAUGAGCUCGAGCCAUCUCCAAGUUCACAAAGCUGCAUUAAGCAAUGAUUGGGAUUCCGUAAGCCAAAUCUUCGAAAAAGAUCCCGAGCUUAUGACUAAACCAAUCAACUACAUAGGGGAAACGCCCUUAAUGAUUGCCGUGGGAACAAAUGCCUCCCACGACUUCGUCAGACAACUGGUGUCUCGUGUAGUCGACAUCGGUGGUGCUAUUGAUCAGCUUUUCGUGGCAGACUCGAACGGAGACAACCCACUCCAUCGGGCUGCUAAGAUUGGUAAUACAAUCGACGCAAAGGUUUUGGUGGAACAGAACCCGGACAUGACUCAAGUUACGGAUAGAAAUGGUCAUACACCAUUGACUUUGGCGGCUUGGCAUCGCAACAAGGACACCCUUAGAUACCUGCUAAAAGUGGCUACGGAAUCUAUCCCGGGGGCUGGAGAGGCAGGAAGUAGUGUAUACACUGGAGCUGCUGGUGGCGAUCUCAUUACUCUCACAAUUCAAGCCGGUUUCCUGGACAUGGCCUUAGAAAUAAUUGGGAGACACCCGGACAUCAUCGUAGAAGAGAACUGGGCUUCUAAAACGGCUUUGGAAAUAUUAGGUAGCAAACCCGAGUUUUAUCGUAGCGGAAGUUCGCUUGGAUUAUGGAAUCAUGUCAUUUAUUCCCUUAUACCUUUGAACAAGAGGAGUCUUGAAGAUGCUCAAGUCAACAUUUUCACAGAAGUCUACAACAAGUUUACUAUGGGAUUUUGGAAAGUUUGUCGAUACCUAGCUCCGCCAAUUAAGAAUAUCUAUGAUGCCAAAGUAAUCCAUUUCCAGAGCAUGCUACUCACAAAACGUAUAUGCGCAACUAUUCUAGAAAAGGCCGAUCAUGACACAGUUUGGAAGAUAUUAGGAUCUGCAACAUCGGCAGCCGUAGAAUAUGGGGUUCCUGAGGUCCUCAACAAAUGCAUUUUAACUUACCCAGAUAUAAUUUGGUACACUGACAAACCAGGGCGUCACUUGCCUCUUGAAGCCAUCACACAACGCCAAGAACAAGUGUACAAUGUUUUAUGGCAAUCAGCUGCACACAAAAUAUUCCAAGCAACCAUGAUCGAUGAAGAACAAAAUGAGAACGCAUUACACAAGGCUGCAAAGUUGGCCCCUCCUCAUCGACUUAAUGUUGUAACCGGGGCAGCUCUUCAAAUGCAACGUGAGCUCCAAUGGUUCAAGGAAGUCGAGAAUUAUAUAGAACCCUCGUUUAAAGAAGCUAGGAACAAAAGCGGGAAAACGCCUAAAGAGACGUUCAUUGAAGAGCACAAAGACUUACUUGAUGACGCAGAACAAUGGAUGAAAGAUGUUGCGACAUCAUGUACAGUGGUAGCAGCACUCAUAAUCACAAUGGCAUUUGCCGGCGCCUUCACACUUCCAGGUGGAAACGAAGAUGAUGGGAAACCUUUGUUCUUAAACAAAGGAGCAUUCAUGCUUUUUAUUGUAUCAGAUGCCGUUGCGUUAUUCUCUUCAACUGCUUCAGUGUUGAUGUUUUUAGGGAUACUUACAGCACGUUUUGCAGCCGAUGAUUUCCUUUACAACUUACCAAAGAGAAUGACAAUUGGACUUGUAUCCAUGUUCGUAUCAUUGGCAGCCACUAUGAUAGCAUUUAGUGCGACUCUUUCACUUGUUCUUAUAGAUAAAGUGACAUGGAUCGUUGCUCCGCUUGUCGUAAUAACGUGUAUUCCUGUUGGUUUAUUUGGAUGGUUGCAGUUUCCCUUGCUAAUAGAGCUAGUCAACUCAACAUAUGGGCCGAGCAUUUUUCGUCAGCAGAAAGAUCGAUGGGUUUUUUAGAUACAAGAAAAUCAAUAUGCAUGCAUGUUUCAAGGGUAAAGCACAUAAUAAUAUUUAUGUGUAUUUUACCCAAGAUUGAUGAUUCAUUUCAAGUCAUGUAUUUGUCAUAUGUUGUAUUAUAUAUAAAGGUGAUGUUUCAUGGCUUAAGGAUUACAGUAAGGACGGAAAAAAGCCUCUUAAUACACAUUGUAUCCUAAAUCAGUACGUAAGAACAUGUCUCUAAUUUGUGUCA